Messenger RNA from Zingiber officinale, 2359 nucleotides. RefSeq names its product heat shock protein 81-1-like. The record is from RefSeq and is a predicted model, not a curated record. The transcript has 3 exons. Lineage: Eukaryota; Viridiplantae; Streptophyta; Magnoliopsida; Zingiberales; Zingiberaceae. Gene Ontology annotation, cellular component: perinuclear region of cytoplasm; protein-containing complex; cytosol. Gene Ontology annotation, molecular function: ATP-dependent protein folding chaperone; ATP hydrolysis activity; ATP binding. Gene Ontology annotation, biological process: cellular response to heat; protein stabilization; protein folding. The coding region runs from base 91 to 2190 and encodes 699 amino acids.
AACCCUAAUCCUCACCCUGGCUAACGCCGUCGCGUCAUUUGAUCUCGUUCUGCUCUAGUUCUAGAGCGUUCUUUUCGCUAGGGUUCAGUCAUGGCGGCCGAGACGGAGACCUUCGCCUUUCAGGCAGAGAUCAACCAGCUUCUCAGCCUCAUCAUCAACACUUUUUACUCCAAUAAGGAGAUCUUCCUUCGGGAGCUCAUCAGCAACUCCUCCGAUGCGUUGGACAAGAUCCGGUUUGAGAGCCUGACCGACAAGAGCAAGCUCGAUGCACAGCCGGAGCUCUUCAUCCAUAUCAUCCCCGACAAGGCCACAAACACUUUAUCCAUCAUUGACAGCGGUAUCGGCAUGACAAAGUCCGAUCUGGUCAACAAUCUCGGUACCAUUGCACGAUCUGGCACCAAGGAAUUCAUGGAGGCGCUAGCUGCUGGGGCUGACGUCAGCAUGAUUGGCCAGUUCGGUGUGGGGUUCUAUUCUGCGUAUCUCGUUUCCGAGCGAGUCGUGGUGACGACCAAGCACAACGACGAUGAACAGUACGUUUGGGAGUCUCAGGCCGGAGGUUCGUUCACUGUUACACGGGAUGCCUCAGGGGAGAACCUCGGAAGGGGAACAAAGAUCACUCUCUUUCUCAAAGAGGAUCAGUUGGAGUAUCUUGAGGAGCGCCGACUCAAAGAUUUGGUCAAGAAGCAUUCUGAGUUCAUCAGCUAUCCCAUCUCCCUGUGGACCGAGAAGACCACAGAGAAGGAAAUCUCGGACGAUGAGGACGAAGACGACAAGAAAGACACCGAGGAAGGCAAAGUGGAGGAAGUUGACGAGGAAAAGGAAGAGAAAGAAAAGAAAAAGAAGAAGAUCAAGGAGGUUUCCCACGAAUGGUCUUUGGUCAACAAGCAGAAGCCUAUCUGGAUGAGGAAGCCUGAGGAGAUCACAAAGGAAGAGUAUGCUGCUUUCUACAAGAGUCUCACCAAUGAUUGGGAAGAGCAUUUGGCUCUGAAGCACUUCUCUGUGGAAGGCCAGCUCGAAUUCAAGGCCGUCCUUUUCGUGCCAAAAAGGGCUCCUUUUGAUCUCUUCGACACGAGGAAGAAGCUUAACAACAUUAAACUCUACGUUCGCCGUGUGUUCAUCAUGGAUAACUGCGAGGAACUGAUUCCCGAGUACUUGAGCUUUAUCAAGGGGAUUGUGGAUUCCGAGGACCUUCCCCUUAACAUUUCCAGAGAGACGUUGCAGCAGAACAAAAUCCUCAAGGUUAUCCGCAAGAAUCUCGUUAAAAAAUGCAUCGAGCUCUUCUUUGAGAUCGCUGAAAACAAGGAGGAUUACAACAAGUUCUACGAGGCAUUCUCAAAGAAUCUCAAGCUUGGAAUACAUGAAGAUUCUCAAAACAGGUCGAAGAUUGCCGAACUAUUGAGGUUCCACUCCACCAAGAGCGGGGAUGAGAUGACAAGCUUGAAGGAUUAUGUUACAAGAAUGAAGGAGGGCCAGAAUGACAUCUACUACAUCACUGGCGAGAGCAAAAAGGCUGUGGAGAAUUCUCCGUUUCUUGAGAAGCUGAGAAAGAAGGGCUACGAGGUUCUCUUCAUGAUAGAUGCGAUCGAUGAGUAUGCUGUCGGUCAGCUGAAGGAAUUCGAGGGUAAGAAGCUGGUUUCUGCUACAAAGGAGGGACUGAAACUCGACGAGAGCGAGGACGAGAAGAAGAAGCAGGAAUCUCUAAAGGAGAAGUUCGAGGGACUCUGCAAGGUUAUCAAGGAGGUGUUGGGUGACAAGGUGGAGAAGGUGGUGGUCUCUGAUCGAGUGGUCGAUUCGCCCUGUUGUUUGGUGACUGGCGAGUACGGAUGGACUGCAAACAUGGAGAGGAUCAUGAAGGCACAGGCGCUCAGGGAUUCAAGCAUGUCAGGCUACAUGUCGAGCAAGAAGACGAUGGAGAUCAACCCUGAGAACCCGAUCAUGGAGGAGCUGCGGAAGAGGGCGGACGCAGACAAGAACGACAAGUCUGUCAAGGACCUCACCCUGUUGCUCUACGAGACUGCCCUGCUCACCUCUGGUUUUAGCCUUGACGACCCCAACACCUUCGGCAACCGGAUCCACCGCAUGCUCAAGUUGGGACUCAGCAUUGAUGAGGACGACAAGGUCGAGGACACCGACAUGCCUGCCCUUGAGGAAGGCGACGCUGACGAGAGCAAGAUGGAGGAAGUCGACUAAUAAGCUAUUUCAAGGUUUCUUUAUGUUUGCUUCGAAACUUUGGAAGUUGUAGUACCAGUCUAGUAGUCUUAAACUCUUAGGUUAUAAUUUUGGCGUGGAGGUCAUUACUUCUCAUUAUCAACGUUGGACGUGUGUUCAUUCUAGAAUCUAGAAUGGUUGUUAUGGAUCA